This is a messenger RNA of Rhipicephalus sanguineus (brown dog tick), 998 nucleotides long. RefSeq names its product solute carrier family 2, facilitated glucose transporter member 8-like. Gene Ontology annotation, molecular function: transmembrane transporter activity. The record is from RefSeq and is a predicted model, not a curated record. Gene Ontology annotation, biological process: transmembrane transport. The transcript has 7 exons. NCBI's taxonomy places the organism in Eukaryota, Metazoa, Arthropoda, Arachnida, Ixodida, Ixodidae. Gene Ontology annotation, cellular component: membrane. The coding region runs from base 24 to 998 and encodes 324 amino acids.
GGCACCAAGACAAGACCUGGCCCAUGCCCCUCAUGUCUCUGGUGCCCUGCUGGGUGGGCUCGCUGUGCGUGGGGACGGCGCUGGGCUACUCAAAUACCGCUAUGGCAGGAAUGAACACGUUCGGCUCGCUGAUGGCCCUGGGAGCGGUGUUCGGCUGCCUCGGUGGGGCACUUCUCACGCAGCGAUUCGGGCGUCGCUGGAGUUUCGUGACCUCGGCCCUCGGCCUGCUCGCCACUUGGCUAUGCAUCGGCUUGGGGCACGACGUGUACCUCUUCUUCGUAGCACGCUUCGUCAACGGCUUCUUCACCGGCUUUGUCUCGCUCGUCGUGCCUGCGCACAUAGCCGAAAUGUCUCUCAUCGCGCACCGCGGCACGGACGGAGCGACGCACCACCUGGUCGUCACACUGGGCAUGCUGUAUACGCACACCGCCGGCCUCUUCCUCGACUGGUCCUGGUUGGCGCUGUGCUGCGCGCCGCCCGCGCUGCUCCUGCUCCUGCUCACCGUUUGCCUCAUGGUCGAGUCUCCCCGGUGGUUGCUCUGCCACCACAGGCGAACGCGGGCCCUGGAAGCCUUGCUAAGCGUGCGCACAGCCGAAUUCGAGGCUACGACGGAGGUCGAGUUCGAGGCGAUCGCCGCUAUCUUUCCCAGAUUCAAGACGCCACCGGCGCACUACAUGCUCGCCGUACUCGUGAUGGGUGCCCAGCAGUUAAGCGGCAUCAACUGCGUCUUGCUCUCCGCUACAAACCUGGUUCCCAGGGAGGAAUCCAUGAACAGCAUCACCGUGCUGGCGCUCAUUCAGGCCGACGUGAACAUGACCGAGGCUGACAAGAUUGCGCACAUCUUGAAGGGCAUUGCCGACGAUGCGUUCAAUCUACUGAUCGUGAAGGAUUGCACCACCGUCGACGCCGUGGUCAAGGAAUGUCAGCGUUUUGAGCAGGCCAAGAGUCGUCACAUCAGCCGGCAGUUCGUCCGACUGCCGAAUGCUGCUGCCUUGUGA